This is a messenger RNA of Octopus sinensis (East Asian common octopus), 8954 nucleotides long. RefSeq names its product formin-J-like. The record is from RefSeq and is a predicted model, not a curated record. Bases 64 to 6588 code for a protein of 2174 amino acids. Gene Ontology annotation, molecular function: actin binding. The transcript is spliced from 16 exons. NCBI's taxonomy places the organism in Eukaryota, Metazoa, Mollusca, Cephalopoda, Octopoda, Octopodidae. Gene Ontology annotation, biological process: cellular component organization.
UUCUAGGGUUAGCGACAAAGAUGUGGUGAAAAAGACAAAAAUAUUGAACAUACUUUCAGCAGCAUGCGUUUUAUUCAACCACGUUACAUGACCGAGUGGUUAGAGUCACUUGAGUAUUUCAAAAAUGAAAAGAAAUUGCGAUAUCGCUUCGCUGCAAUCGUUGACGAAUUGCGAAAUUCCAGUGACGCUGUAUAUAGCAGGGCGCUUUUUUCUUUCGUCAACUGUAUUAUCAUCUACAAAAAAGAAGAUCUAGAACGAGUUAGAAUCAGAAAUGAAUUCAUCGGUCUUAAACUUCAGGAGAUAAUAAAUGAAAUCAAAGAGGACAAGAAUGCAGAUAAUGAUGUGUUGGUACAAAUUGAGCUGUUUUUGGAAAAUUUAGCGAAGGAUGAUGAACUGUUGCCAGGAACCAAACAGGUGGAUCUUAACAGUGCCUUGGAUAUUUUCUAUGCCAUCUAUAAACAGAUCUGUCACAGUCCAAUACAAGCAAAUUUUCUCUCAAUUCUCCGCAGCUUAUUACAAAUCGAUCCAAAUGAUAAGCUGUGUGAAGAAAUGUGGGGAACCAUAGAAAAGCUAGUGGCAAAAGUCGUUGUGAUAGAAAAAGUUGAAGAUUCUCAGAAACUCCUAAUUAAAACUGGCAAACGACUCCAAGAAAUUGUUGAAAACAAAUACGUAUAUGCUGGUCAUAUGAAACAUGAAUCUUAUCGCAUAUACGAGAAGACACGGAGACGAAGUUCGACGAUACCAACUACUCCCGGGUCUAAUGCUGUUACGCCAGAUGACUUCACAGGCGCCUUGUCACCUUCAUCAGCGUUUUCUUCACAUAAUUCUUCAGCUUCAUCUCGGACUAGCACGCCUACCACGCCAACCGCAUCGGCGGUAUGUGGUGGGUCCACGCCAAACAAGAACAACCGAUCUUUUCCGGGUUCGCCCCAAAACGCUACAUCACCUUCCACAACUCCUGUCCAAACGCCGUCAUCUGCUUCGGCAGCACCUCCGCCUCCUCCUCCUCCGCCACCUCCCCCGCCACCGCCGCCGCCACCACCACCACCACCACCACCUGCAUUUGCUUCUGGAAGCGCAUUUGCGACGACAGGUAUACCAUGUCCUCCUCCAGCACCAGCUCCACCAGCACCUCCCCCUCCCCCUGGGAAGAUUCCGUUGCCACCAAAAUUUGGUGGUGGCGGAUCAGCCCCUCAACCACCAAAAACACUCGGAAUUAACACGAACCAUGGAAACAUGUUGCCGCAACUAAAUGUGCCUAAGCCAAGAAACAAAUUAAAACCUCUACAAUGGCAGAAAAUUCCUGCAAAUAAAGUGAUGAAAGGUCUCAACUUGUGGGCUCAAGCGGCCAAGCUUUUCAACGGGGUUAAGGUUGAUUACGAAGCUAUAGAUGAACUGUUUUGUAUAGAACAAUUCCAUCCUGACAAUGAUAAGACGUAUGGUAAAGGCUCAAGGAAUGGAAAAGCAUCCAAAACUGUUAAGAAAGAAAGCACAGAGAUAAAUCUAAUUGAGAGCAGACGAAGUUUAAAUGUAAAUAUUUUCUUAAAGCAAUUUAAAAUGUCACUCGAUGAAUUUUUUCUACACUUACACAAUGGAUCUUCUGAGAAGUUCAGUACUGAACAGUUAAAGGCCUUACUGAAGAUUCUUCCUAAUACUGUCGAGAUUGAAAUGUUAAAAAGUUAUGAAGGGGACAAAAAGAAGCUUGGAAACGCCGAACAAUUUUUCCUGCGACUGAUCGAAUUACCAAAUUAUCGAAUUCGGAUAGAAGGAAUUUUAAUACGUCAAGAAUUUGGUACCGAGAUGGAAUGUGUGAAACCAUCUUUAGGCUCAAUUAUACGAACAGCUACUGAUAUGAAAGAAAAUCAUGAACUUCGCGAACUUCUUUACAUGGUUUUAGUAGCAGGAAAUUAUCUGAAUUCGGGUAAUUAUGCAGGAAAUGCAGCAGGUUUCAAAAUGAGCUCCCUCUUAAAAAUUACAGAAAUUAGGGCCAACAAACCAAGAAUGACUUUAUUGCAUUAUGUUGUAAUGCAAGCUGAAAAACGAAAUCCACGGUUACUCUUGUUUCCGCAUCAAAUGAAAUACUUAAACGAAGCAGCAAAAUCGUCAAUACAGUCCUUAACGGCUGACAUUUCAAAUCUUGGAAAGAAAAUUCAAAAUAUUAGUACACAAGUAGAAACUAUGGAUGAAGAAUUCAAAUUUCAAAUGGCAGACUUUCUACAGUGGGCAAAUAGCGAAAUGAAAAGUCUUCAGGUUGAUCUUAAUAUUAUCAAUGAACUGCAGAAAGAGCUAGCAGAUUUCUUCUGUGAAGAUGUAAAAACAUUUAAGUUAGACGAGUGUUUCGAUACACUGAGAACAUUCUGUGAGAAGUUUCUGAAAGCAAUACAGGAAAAUAAACAGUGGAGCCUUGCCGUAGAACAAAAUGAGAUGCGCAAAAAGCUUGAACUAAAGAAAGAUGAAGAUAUGCUCUUGCAAAAGGAAAAGGGUUCUAUUGUUGAUCUGCUGCUUGCUGAUGUCCGCAGCGGUUUUGGUAGCCACAAUUUCAUCAGUGAUAAUUCGUCUGUUGGAACAUUUGACAGUAUAAGUGAAAGAACUUCUUCUUACAUGUCCAGCGACAGUGAAACUACCCAAAAUAGUGAUAGUAAUCAAUCGGAAUUUAUGAAUGGAGAUAGCAACUUGACAGAGGAACCUGUGUCUGAUUUUGUUCGUCUAGGGUUCGGAAGAAAAAGUAUGCGCAAAUCAAAGCACAAAAAUAACUUCCGCUCUAACAGUUCUGACAGCAUAUGUACAAGCCAAGGAAGCAGACAAGCAUCGAGUGAAAACAAUACUGAUACAGAAAGUCUUGGCAGCAGUCAAGAUGACAGAGCAAGUUUCCGCCGAAUGAGGUACUCAAAGGGAAAUGAUGACGAAUUGUUUGAGUAUUUGGGCAAUGGAUCAGAUCAAAUAACAUUCAGGAGGAGUUAUCAUGGUCAUCCAAGAAAUCAAAAGCGUUUGGUAAGGAGAAACACGAGUAUUACUUUUGAACGCGAAAGAGGGCCGUCUCCACCUAUGUUCGACGACUCUAACGACUCCAUGAGAUUUCUUUUCAAUAAAGAUAAAGUACCUCUUGUAGACGGAAGAACCAAAUCAGACACUUUAACCACCCCCAAACCAAUAAAAGAGUCUCUUCGAAAAUCGGCGAGCGCUCUAGAAAAGAGAGAUAUAGAUCGGGCAGUGAAAAAAAGAGAAGCACUUGUUGAAGCGAAAGAACAACGGUAUGACAGAAAUUGUUUUAAAAGAACGCCCAGUCUAUCUGCCUCUUACAAGCAUUACAGUAAAGAUUAUUAUCAUUGUGAUGAAAAUUCUCAACCUUCCUCGUCAACACCGACAUUAGGGCUCAAAAGCCCAACUAGAGUAGAAAGAUCGAAUUUAUUCAAAUCGGCUGGAGAUGGAGAGGAUUCGUGUAAAAGGAAUACGAAACAAGUCGGCAACAGUGUGAUAAACCUGGAUAAAAUUAAUAGUGGCGUAAAAUCGAACUCUCCGUAUGUACUUACAAGGGAUGAACUUUUGGAGUCAGGUGGGUCAUUGGAAAAACCUGCUGACUCCAAUAAGGUAACUCCAGAACAUUAUUCAUCAGAUAGAAAUCGCGUUUCUGUAUCUGUCAGAUCACAACUUAGCCGGCAAUGGCAAACGAACUUAGAUCCAGAAAACAUGGACUCUAUGCUGAAGAAGAUGGACAGCAUCAACAGUGAGAAAAAUGAAACUGAAACACAUCUAUCUCCGGAAGAGAAGAGCGAAGCGAAAAGAAAAUGUACUUCGUCAGAAUCACCCAAUGACAAAGAAAGUAGGUCGCGUCGUGAUAGACGUAAGGUAAGACGGAAAUUAUCAACAGAUGAAAUCGAAGAUGCUUUACAAUCUCACAAUCAACCAGUUGCAUCAACUGAUCACAAUGUGUCCGGAGAAAACUAUCUUGAAAAUAAUUCGGAAGCCAAAACACCACGGUCUCGAUCUGGAAGUGACAGUACUGGAGAGAGCGAAAGAGUUAAAACUCGUAAAGAAGAAAGGCCACACAAGCUGACAGGCAAAAGAAGGUUUCUGGCAGAGCGGUUCGGAGACAAAGAGCAUGGUUCGACCGGACGCUGUCGUAGUAACGUAGAAAAGGAGUCUGUCGAUCGUGCUCUUCAAAAUUUAAUGCCCCAAGGAUCAAUGAACCGAUCAAAAUCCUUUGAAUCUGUAGCACGAAAAAAUAACAAUAAAUCAAAUAUGAAAAAGGGGCCAAAUAGUGGAAGUACACCAGACACAUCUCAGGAGAAGAAUAAUUUAAGAGGCGAUUGCAUGGGUCAUUUCUCAUAUAAAGGAAAUGAUGACAGCGAGAAUGAAGCGCCCGCCGAAAAUGUUCGGCAUUCAUCAAAGAACUCUAGUCGCUUAUCGGUGAAAUCGACUUCAACCGAAACUUUGCAGGCAGAGAAUUAUAGUGACAAUGAGUCAAAUAACUUAUCUGAACACAAAAUGAAACCCAACACGGAAAACGAUGAAAUAAAUGAUAAACGAAGAGGAACGGAAGAAAAGAAAUUAACGGAAGAGAUCAAGGAUAAUCCGAAUUCGAGCUAUUCGGUGAACAACUCGACUGCUACGGUGGAAAAAAGGCCUCACCGCACUCAUAGUUUGAUUGAGCAUUCAUCAUAUCUAAUAGACCACAGCUCUUCUCCUAUUACCUCAUGUGAAGAUGAUGUAAACCCAACAAUUAUCUUGGCGAAAUGGCGUGUUAAGAGACAGGAAAAACGAAGGAGCCAGAGUAGCUGCAUGAAUGAAACAGAUAAACUGAGGAAUAUAGAUAGUAGUGGUAAACUAGAGCAUGGAAUCCUGAUGCCAAAUUCUGAUUGCGGUUUUAAAAACGAAUCCAGUUGUAGAAACAGCGUAGCCUCUGCUUCCGACAAAGAUGAAGGGUUUGAAACUAUGAGUGAGACUAUAAGUCAAAGAACUUCGGUUAGUAGCAAUUUAGACUUGGAAUCUAGCUACGGUACUUCAGUAUGUUAUAGGAAAUCAGAAAGUAAUAGACAUAGAAUAGAACAUGAUUUCCUUAAACAUGAGACUGAACUUGAUAGCGCUCGACAUAACCGUAAAUCUGGAAUCAUAACUGUUAAUAGGGUGGCAACAGAUGUUUCCGAAUCAGAUGUUCGCAAGCAACGGACGGAAUCUUGGACAGAAUCAACUGUUCGUGUGAAUGCUUCAAAUUUGAAUGAAAACAUAUUCCUGGACAGAAAGGCUAACUAUUCAACACCUUUAUUGAAGAAAACUGGAGAUUAUUCGAAAGAUAACCAUUGGAAUGAUGCAAUGGAAAACAAAACAAAACCACCUUUAGUGAGGCAGUUGUCAAUAUCUAACCACACAAACACACCCGAUAAAAUUGUUUCUGACACAGCUGAUAAGGACUCUAUUAAAAUGCUUGAUAGUAACAAUGUAUCACCUAAGGCAACACAAAAGGCCGCUAGUAUUCCAAGUUACAUGAAGAAAACAUCUAGCAGUAAAAAAAAAGUAAUAAAGGAACCUGUGGAGCUUCAACCAACAAUCAAACGUUCUAGUUUUUCUCGCAGUUCGCAUCGUUCCAUGAAGCAUGUUCCGAUCAGCUCACAAUCAAACAAGUCUGGUUCAACAGAAAGUGUGUCAUCGUCGUCUCAAAACGAAAGAAUUAACAAUUCUCUACUCAGACGGUCAAUUGCUGGAACAACUGCAAAAUCAACUUCAUCUAUUAUGCCAUCGAAACUUGGGUCUUCUUCAAAUGUUACCAAAUUGCAACCCCUUUCUUCAUCUCGAGCAACCAACUCUUUCAACAGCAAACUCCCUUCGACCGAAUCAAAAAUAACCAGAUCUACUUCUUUUAACAGAAGUCAUGCAUCAAGUUUCAUGUCACCUACCGCAUCAUCAAGAGCUAAAAAAGAUCCCAAACAAUCUACUGCGAAUACUCAAGAAAGUAUGAAUAGCAGUAGCUUACCAACUACGACUGCAUCAACUACAAAAUCAAGUUCGGGUAGUGUCAAAACUUCGCUUGCUAAAUCAUCUAGUUUGCCGAAAAGAAAAACAGAUUCAAAUAGCUCAAGUUGUAAUACAAAGCAGCUUCAUUCCUCGUUAAAAGCAAACACCACCUCGUCUCCCUUCUCGAGAACAAGUAGUAUACGGCGUUCUAUGGGGGUGACUCGGUCGCCACCCGAGAAGCCUACCAAUCAAAAAGUGAAAAAUAGCUCUGCAUACGAAGAAAAUAAACACACUGAUGUUAAAAAUAACAAUAAUAGUAAUACCAAUACCAAUAACAAAAAGAGACUUAGCAGUACUUCCAUGGAUAAGGCAUCAAACAUAAACGGUUCUCAAAAUGAACUGGCUCGCAAAUCCCGAAUGCCAGUCAAAUCUGUAGAAUCAACGGUUAUAAGUGAGAAAACUGUCAAAGAACGCAAGUCCCAAAAGACAUCAGAUCAAAAUUUGCCCAGCAAAAAAUUAUCGAUAAGUGAUAGAGAAAUAGAUAAUGGCGGUUUUAAACUAAGCGACAGAUUUAAAAAGAAAUUUUCCAAAUCAAAAGACAAGAGUUACAGACGAGUCAUUAGUAACAUAACAACUUGAUUAGCGCUUCUUGAGAAAGCUGCAAAAUACAUUUAAAAACUAUCCUUAUAGUAUGUGCGUACAUAAGUUUAUAGCUCGUACAAGAUUUGAUCAUUCGAGUGCCUUUUAUAUACAGAAUUGAACACAACUAAAUUAUUUUUAUACCUCAAAUACUAUUAAACUGUUGCAAUUUUCUUUAAAAUAUUAAUGAAUUUUAAAACGAGGAAUACACUAUUGUAUUCUUUGACAUUGCAUCAUACACACAGUGAUAAAAACUUACAUGCGAAUAUUCGUGACAUCUAGAAAAAAAAAUUUACUGUUUAUCAUACCAAUUUUUGUUUUCGUUCUCAAGUCGGGUGUCAUGUAUAAUGGUUAUUAUCACAUCAUUUAAAUAUCAUAUUUUAAACAAAUAUUUACAGCAUCACCAAGUGCACCUCUGUAUUCCGACUGUAUUACCAUUGUUAUUGUCAUAAUUGCAACUUUAAACGAACAAUGAAAUGACAAGAUAACCGAAUCAAAUAUGCAAAUUUAUUUGCUCAUAUUGUUGUAGCUGCAGUUAUAUAAACAAGAAAUAUCAGAAGGAAACAAGACGAAGUAGGGAUGGGGCGGGUUAUUUUGAAAAUUCCUUCUAAUUAUGAAAAUCAUAAUUAAAGGACGAAAUUAAAAAUGAUGGUCUUUUAAGGAAGUUCCACGCGCUUUCAACGUGAGUGGACACCAUAAAUGAGUUGACAUAUUCGACGCGGUGGCUAUCUGUUCUGUUCAGAAAAUAUAGCCUGUUAUCUCUGGGAUAUGGGAAUAAGUUGGCCACAAGUUAAAACACACACACACACACACACACACACACACACACACACAUACAUAUACAUAUACAUAUACAUACACAAACACAUACAAACACACAAAUUUGUAGUGUAAUAUACGAAUUCAUAUAAUCAUGUGGCUUUUACGUAAAGCUCUUCUAACGGACCCGGCUAGCAAGAUAAAAUAUAAACGUUUACGGUUAUAUUUUAAUUAAUUACGAAGGGCAGUCUUCGAAAAUACAAGCCUUACAAGUAUGGCCGCAGUCAAACGACUGAAAUGAGUGGUGGAAAAGGAAAAGCGAAAUCAAUCGUUUUUUUUUGGUUUUCUUUAUAAUAAAAGCUGUUUAUUCCAAACUGCAUACAAAGUUAUGUAAUACAUACAAUAUAUGCAACAUAUGCAAUAUUAUUAAUGUUCAUUUACAUCUCCAGACAUCCUGUAUUGAAACACAAUCAACUUAUGAGGAUGCGCUAAAAAGUUCGUAGGCUGACUGUGAAGUGAAAGAAUGAUGACAGAACUGUGAAAUCUUGCAUGUAUUAACUUAAACUUUUCCUAUUAAUAAACAUUGUUUCUCUUCUGGUAAACUGACAUCUGACUGUUCAAAGAACACUUUCAACGUAACUAGUAGCGACAUCUCUUGCAAAUCGACAAAAUUUAGCCCCAUAGUGAUAUCAAGUAUCUGUAGAAAAAGGGGUCAGCCCCCCCCCAGGUCAUUCAUGUUGACAUGGUUGCUACAUUAGGGGAUGAUGCACCAGCUUUAUCAUGAGUGCAAAUGUAGGCAGCUGAAUUUAAUGGGGGAAAGAGAGAGUCUUGAAUAUGACCCAAGGUCUGGACGCCCUGUAACUGCCUCUACCGAGGAAGCAUUGAUCUCCUUCAUAUGUUCGUGGAUGACAGGCGAUUAACUAUAAAUCAGCUAGCCAAUGCUAUUAGCAUAUCCCGUGAGAGUCGCUAUAUUAUGGACAAUGAAUUUGGCAUGACGAAGAUUCGUGCUCGGUCGCUGCCACGUCAUCUGGUACCUGAUCAAAAGCGUACCAGGCUGACCACAUCACGGGAAAAUCUGACCUUGUUUGAGGCAAAUCUAGCUGGUUUUCUUGAACUCUGCCUAAUCCAAGAUGAACUUUGCGUAAUCCAUCACUUUGAGCUAGAAACAAAGAGUCAAUCUGUGUGGUGGAAAAAUCCCCUUUUCAACUGCUCUUAAAAUGGCCAGUCGUUUCAUCUGCAGGGAAGGUGAAGGCCUCAGUUUUGGAGGAUGCAAAAUACCUUGUUUAUUAAUUAUUUUCAAAAGGGACAUACCAAUUCAUUGAUCAAGGUAUGUGUGCCAUUGAAAGCUUCUAAUUCAUUUUUAUUUCUCCCUUCGACAUCUUUGCACGGUUAGUGGGUAAACAGACUGGUGGCUCCAUGAAUGAACACUGGUGGGAGUAUAAUGACCAGAAAAUACUUAUCGAUACUUAAGAUCAGUGAUUCUCAACCAUUUCUAUCUAAUUCCUAUUUUACUUGGAUUGACCGCCAUAACUAUUUGAUGUUAAAGAAAAGACUCUUACCAUAUUUUUAUAAUUAAAUAUUAUUAGGAACUGUACUACAAAAUAUUU